AUGCUCUACCGGGUUCGUGAGGGCAUUCCUCCCAGAGUCCCAGGCCAGAAUGUGGUCUACAUUGUGGGCGAAAUCAGUGUUCACAAGGUGGCCGUCGUUGGAUACUACCAGGAACAGGGCCUUACGGUUUCUGGAAGCAUGGUAGCAGAAGUAAAGCGCGAUCUGCCGAGCCUGCAAUUCGGGCUUCUGGUUGGCAUCGCUGGCGGUCUCCCAUCCCCAGCGAGGGAUAUACAGCUUGGGGAGGUGGCCGUAGCAGUCCCGGAAGGAGACCGUCCGGGUAGCGCAACGCAUCAUCUACUGCAGUCUAUCAAUAUCAUUCGAGCGCACAAUGAGUCGGGGUUCUGGCGGCACUUGCGUAUCGACGAUCGCGAAUUCCAGAAGCCAGACGGUCAGCCUGCCCAUGCCAAUGUCCACUACGGCACCGUUCUCUCCGGAAACACCGUUAUCAAGUCCAAGGCAAGGAGAGACUAUCUAAAGAACCGAUAUGGCGGCAUCACAGUCAAGAUGAUGACCCGUCUGCCAGUGGCGGUGAUCGGGGCAUCGGCGAUAGAAAUGUAG
Aspergillus melleus is the source of this 558-nucleotide messenger RNA. RefSeq lists its product as uncharacterized. The transcript has 2 exons. Gene Ontology annotation, molecular function: catalytic activity. NCBI's taxonomy places the organism in Eukaryota, Fungi, Ascomycota, Eurotiomycetes, Eurotiales, Aspergillaceae. The record is from RefSeq and is a predicted model, not a curated record. Gene Ontology annotation, biological process: nucleoside metabolic process. The coding region runs from base 1 to 558 and encodes 185 amino acids.